Cyprinodon variegatus (sheepshead minnow) is the source of this 4764-nucleotide messenger RNA. RefSeq names its product transcriptional regulator ATRX-like. The record is from RefSeq and is a predicted model, not a curated record. Gene Ontology annotation, molecular function: ATP hydrolysis activity; ATP-dependent chromatin remodeler activity; ATP binding. Lineage: Eukaryota; Metazoa; Chordata; Actinopteri; Cyprinodontiformes; Cyprinodontidae. The coding region runs from base 139 to 4749 and encodes 1536 amino acids. Gene Ontology annotation, cellular component: nucleus. The transcript has 25 exons.
GUGUUUUUUUUCUCUCCUUCCCCCUGCUGCCUCACCUUUGAGCGCUAAUUAGCGCCACAUUUUGGACAGAGCGAUUAAGUGAAAGAAAAAAAAAUGUGAACCUUUCGAACAACUUCUGUUGUUUUGCUGCUUUGGAUCAUGUCUGCUCUCAGAGGUACCUCCGGCAACAAGCUGAAUUUAUUGGUCAACAAGCUUCAUGAAUAUUUGGCUCAUUCCUGCAUCGAGGACAGCAAUGGCUCCCCAGCAUCAGAGGCGUCUUAUGGUCAGAGAAACAAACGGUUCACUGUGGGGAACUCACCACAGGAUAAUGCUUCAGAGGCUGACAUGGACAGCAGAUACUCAAGGAGGAAACCUUCUGUCGUUGUGAAGCACUCAGGACUGGAUGAAUCUGGAGACUCGAACGCGAGUGAAGACUUUGGGCGACCUGUCAGCUCUAACGGACACCUGGAUGUCACCAGGUUGCCUAAAGGUACGGUGCUGGUCAGACCAGAACCAGUGGACAACGGAAGAGAUGAAUUCAGAGGGCCAGAAUUUCGCAGUCGCAAGCCAGGAGUUCUUCGGAAAGAGUUUACAAAGAAACGUUCAGGAGAGCAAAAUGUGGGAAUUGUUUGUUGCACUGCGUGUGGCCGACAAGUUAACCACUUCCGGAGAGAUUCCCUUUAUCAGCAUCCGGUUCUGAAAGUACUCAUCUGCAAGGCGUGUUACAAAUAUUACUCCAGCGAUGAUAUCAGCAAGGAUGGAGACGGCAUGGAUGAGCAGUGCAGGUGGUGUGCUGAAGGUGGCAACUUAAUCUGUUGUGACUACUGCAGCAAUGCUUUCUGCAAGAAAUGCAUCCUCAGAAACUUGGGAAGGAAGGAGCUCUCCGGCAUCUUAGAGAGCAAGUGGUACUGCUACGUGUGCAGCCCCGAGCCGCUCUUUGACCUGGUGAUGGCGUGCAACACUGUCCUGGAGAACGUAGAGCCUCUGUGGUCUCAGCAGCGGCGAAGGAGCCGAGCAGAGCCGGAGAAGUCGGAGCUGUACCAUACGAUGUUGCCGCACUCGCCUCAGAACAUUCCUCUGGAUAAGUGGGACCACAGUGGCAUGGACGGCAAUGUGAUCUUCAACUACAACAACCUGCAGGUUUCCAAGGAAAUCACCAAGAAGGCCAAACAUCUGGUUGAAUCCACAAAUGCCUUGAAUCAAACCUUCGUCAGUUUCAUUGAGACAGUAACGACAAGCAAGAAAGCGCCCAACAUCCGCUCCAUAUAUCUAAAAUCCUUCUUAGCCGUGGUCAAAGGCCUGAGAAAGUCUCUGACAGCCCUGGAGGAGAACCUGAAGGAGGAAUUCAGAGACCUGGACGUGGCAAGCAACUGGGAAAAGAUCCUAAACAACGACUGUAAUCUGACAAACGCAGACGUGGAGCUUGAUGUGUCUGAUGAAAAACGCUUGAGUAACUUGAAGAAACUGGCAGUUGAGCAAUUUGAAGACAAUGACUCUGAUUCCAAAGGUUACAUUGACCUGACGAUCACCAGCGACAGCUCUGAAAAGGAACUAGAGUUGUGUUCUCCGAGCUCUGACCUGAAGCCGUCUUCAAGUGACAUGGAUAUGUCUAAAAAACUCAUUGUACAACUCACACCUGUACCUGUGGAGCAGAAUCAAUCCGCAGAUGUCCUAAAGCUGGGGGACGACAUCCCAGAGAAGGAAAACAAAACUGAGAAGGAACUCACAGAGGAUCAGGAAGCGCAAGUUGCAAGUCCAAAAGACAAGAAACGGAUGUGCUUUGAUGCCUCCGCCACACCUCUCUUCCUGAAGGAGAAGCAAGGCAACAGACGAUCCCCUCGUUUAAAGACCACUCCUCUGAGGCGACAGAGUGACAUCAUAGCCAAACCGUCCCUCUCCGGGGGAGACAGCGAGAGUGACUCUGACCCUGAGGAGACCCCUGACGCUGUACCUGUCGCCAGCAACGACGAGCAAAAUCUGAGCAGGUCGAGAGACGAUUCAGAUUCAGAUGAAGUCCCCGCCGCCCUCCUGGAAAGAGCGGCGAUGACGCAGAGCUCCGACGAACCUCAGAGCGACGAAGAGGCGAGCCAGGCGCCGCCCGAGAAGGUGGCCAAGAAGUGUCUGUUCUGGCUGACCAAGAACAGCCCCAUGUCGCCUGAGAAGCUACGGCGCAAACGUAAGAUGAUGGACCGCUCCUCUGAGUCCGAGUCGGGCGGCAGGGGGGUUAAAGCCAGACAGGAGAGCGGGACAGAUUCCUCGAGCGACGACCAAGAUUCUCAGAAGGAAAUACAUAACUUGAACACGGUGAGGACUAUCGGGAAGCCUCACCUCAUGAGGAGAGAAGAGGAGGGGGGAACCAGAAAGCAGAAGACCAUGGAGGCCACCAAGUCUAAAGGGAAAUCUCAUCAGGACAUGAGCGACUCAUCGUCGUCAUUGAGCGACGACGAACAGGAGUACGACUCGGGGAGUGACAUCAGCGACCAGAAGAUGAAGCCCAUCACAGAAAACGUGGCCUCGCUCGGAGGAGCAGAGUUCCAGCAGUCAUCAGGAGAUGAGGAGCAGUCUGGGCCCUCAUGGGCAGCAGAAGACGACGAAGAUCCUGAAAAUAGAAUCGCUAAGCAAUUGCUAUUGGCCCAAAUAAAAGCCAACCUCUCUUCGGAUGAGGACAUUUCUUCUGAAGGGGAAACUCAGGAGGAUCAGUCUGAUUCAGAGGGCAACGGCGAACCGAGCCAAGGCUCUGAGGAGAAUCCAGCCAAUGAAGACGGAGAAGACCUGGUUUCAGAGUCCACAGACGGCAAACUUGAUGAGCCAAAGUCCAGGCACCAUCUGCUCCGCCACAAACUCACAUUAGAUGAGGGAGCUUCAGAUGACAAGGCAGAACCUGAGGGGGGAGUAGAGACGGAGAAGAUUAGUAGAAGGACCAGAAGGACACAUCUGUUUUCUGGGAGUGAAACUUGUAGCGAAGGUAGUGGAGAGAUGCAGAUGAGCGAGGUGCUGAGUGAGUCAGACGAAGAGGCUGCUGACGAUGGGCUCCACAGAUCUGAAGCAGAAGAUGAGGAAUUAGCCUUUAGUUCGGAAGCAAAGAAUCAACCGUUCUGCAUUCUGUUGUCUGACUCCAGCAUUGAAGAGGAGAGCGACAAAGAGGAUGGAGGCGAGGAGACCAGUGAAAGUAGAGGAACCCCUAAAGGACGCAGAAAGAUCCGCAGAAUCAUCGAGGAUGAAAACCUCCGCGCUGAAACCCAGGAGGCCCUCAGAGAGGAGGAGGAGAGACGGAAGCGCCUGGCUGACAGAGUGCAACAGAUGGAGGACUGGAAAGAGAUAACAGUGAUCCCAGAUGAACUGUCUCAGGUGGACUGUCCCAUCACCACCAAGCUGGUCCUGGACCAGGAUGAGGAGACCAAGCUGCCGCUGGUUCAGGUCCACAGGAACCUGGUGACGCACCUGAAGCCUCACCAGGUGGACGGUGUGAAGUUCAUAUGGGACAGCUGCUGUGAGUCUGUGGAGAAGGCCAACUCUUCCCCCGGAUCAGGAUGCAUCUUGGCACACUGCAUGGGUCUGGGAAAGACUCUGCAGGUGGUGGCGUUCCUUAACACGGUGCUGCUCUCAUCAAAGCUGACCUUCAGAACCGCCUUGGUGGUUUGUCCGCUCAACACGAUCCUCAACUGGGUCAGCGAGUUCAAGAAAUGGCAGCACAAUCUGGGGGAGAAUAAAGUCCGGGUUUUAGAACUGGCCACGGUCAAGGAUCAUCUGAACCGACUCAACGCUCUGCAGAGGUGGCAGAGGGAGGGAGGAGUUAUGAUCAUGGGGUAUGAGAUGUACCGCCUCCUGACGCAGAACACUCCAGUCCUACGCCAGAAGCUGAGGAGCGCCUUAGUAGAUCCAGGUCCGGACUUUGUCAUUUGUGACGAGGGUCACAUCCUUCGCAAUGAAACCUCGAAGAUCUCCCAGACCAUGAACGCCAUUAAGACCCGGAGGAGAGUGGUUCUGACGGGCACCCCUCUGCAGAACAACCUGGUAGAGUACCACUGCAUGGUGAAUUUCAUCAAAAAGAACCUCCUGGGCUCCCUGAACGAGUUUAGAAACCGCUUCAUCAACCCCAUCCAGAACGGCCAGUGUGCUGACUCCACCCCCAGAGACGUCCGCAUCAUGAAGAAGCGUGCCCAUGUUCUCCACUCCGUUUUGGCCGGAUGCGUUCAGAGAAGAGAUUACUCUGAGCUGACUACGUUUCUGCCUCCCAAACACGAGUACGUGCUGUUAGUGAGGAUCUCCACGCUUCAGCAUAAGCUGUACCUCUACUACCUCGACCAUGUGGUGUCUAAGCACAUGUUGGCUGCUGAAGACUCCAUGAAAGGGAAAACCAAAACCAGCGCCAACGUGUUCACAGAUUUUCAGGUCCUGGGCAGAAUUUGGUCUCAUCCAUGGUGCCUCCACCUCAGCAGCCUCAGCAAAGACAACAUGAAGCAGAGACAUUUCCAGAAGAACGAAGGGAAAGAAGUGAAUAAGAACGGAACCAUAGCCAUUUCUACAGUUGAACCCCAGACCGAGCCGCCGGUGGGAGGACAUGAAGCAUCCAGCAGCUCGGGUCCUCGGCGUCCUGCUCAGGCCUGGUACAAACAUCUGCUGUCUGAAGGCGACGCCACAAUCAUGGAGCAUUCUGGAAAAAUGGUUCUUCUGUUUGAAAUCCUCCGAAUGGCCGAAGACCUGGGCGAUAAAGUGUAUGUUUUAGAAAAAAGUAGCCGGAGCCGUUCUGGUUAUUUGUUUAAGUGCUGAACCCUUCUAAGGUUC